CAGAUAAUCAGAGGGGGAGUGGGAAAUGGAAUAAUAUUAAUAUUGACAACUGAUUAAAGAAAAAUAGUUCUCGCUAAUGGUGAUGUGAUUCGGGUUCAUUUUAUUUUCUAUUAGUAUACAGUUUAAAAUGACGAUAACAAUGAUCUCAAAAUUGCUCAGCAUGGCUAUUGUGCUGUGUACUCUUUUCGUUAUUUACGGAUUUAUGUCCAAGUUAAGCUUGACGUUUUUAGGCUUCACUUCAACGAAGCUAACAAGCCUUUCAGGGCCUCCUGUACACCAGUGGAACUUGGAGAACGCUACACUAUUUCUUCCAGGAAUAACGAAUCGACUUUAUCGCCAAGAAGUUUACAGUAGAGCAACAAGACAUCACAAUCGACAUCUCCAUGGCCCAAAAAAGUACCAUGUCACAAGAAAACAGCAACAAAUUAAUCACAGUUUUAGAAGAGUGUGCUACUACACAGUACCUACAGAUGAAUGGCCCGAUCUUCGUCCUAGCCACAUUGAUGUAUCCCUCUGCACUCAUAUCAUUAUCGGUUUUGCACAAAUUUCUGGUGGAUUGCUGACUCCCAUAGGUGACAAAGAUGAAUUCAUUUACAAAGAAGUCAUUGGAUUGAAGAAAACAGCCCCAGAGUUGAAAGUCUUGCUCUCUGUGGGCGGAGCCAGCAAUGAUUUAGGAUUCCACGGUGUUGUUCAAACACUUGAAGAUCGCGAAGAGUUUGCUGUGAAUUCAGCCAAGUAUUUGAAAAAAAUCGGAUUCGAUGGAAUCGACGUUGAUUGGGAAUUCCCCGCUUGGUACAGGCCAUUCGAAGAGAGAUUUAUGUUUCAAAUGUUGCUGCAAGAACUUUACUACGUUUACAAGAAUCCUGUCUAUAAUCUCACGAUAUCAGUCGCUGUGGCCGCUUCGAAAUCAAUUAUAGAUCGAAGCUAUCGUGUGGCUCAAAUGGCGAAAUACGUUGAUUUUGUAUCCUUGAUGGGUUACGACUUUCACUCAUUCAAAUGGUACCUUCCUCUAACGGGUCAUAACUCACCGCUCUACCCUCGCUCAGAUGAAUGGAACAUGUUUAGCACCGUCAAUUUAAACUGGACCUCAUUUUAUUGGGUUCAGCUGGGAAUGCCCAGAGAGAAAAUAGUUAUAGGAUUACCGACUUACGGACAAACAUAUCAGUUAUACAAUCCGAAUUUCCAUGGUCUCUACGCCCCUGCAAUAGGUGCUGGCACCGUAGGUAUUGGUGGGCAGAUCUCAUAUCCAGUUGUGUGCCAAUUUCUUGCCAACGGUGGAAUCAGAGAGUUUGACGCAGAAAGCAGGGUUCCCUUCGCAUAUCAUAAAAGAACCUGGAUCUCAUACGACGAUGAACAAAGUUUAGAAGAAAAGGCAAGGUGGAUUAGGAGUAAUUACUUCGGUGGUGUUAUGAUCUUCGAUCUCAACUGUGACGAUUUCAACAACGUUUGUGGAAACAACACGUUUCCCUUGAUCAAAUCAGUACUACGUGGAUUAACAGCAUAAAGAAUUAUUGACGAUGGCGAUAUCCAAUUAUCCAUGUCUCACUCAACACAUCAAUCAACCACUUUAUAAAGCUAUUUGCGUAUUUAUUAGAUCCCAUUUUUUGGCGUAUUGAAUACCCUAGUCACAUCCUACAAAUAUCACUAUAUAUCACUAGUCCACAAAUUAAUUUAAUCGCAAAUAAGUUUACGGUAAUACCUCAAAAUCCAUUGAAAAUGUUUGUAACCAAGACGUUCCUAGGAGGGCAACUGUAGAACUAAAUGUACGCACUGAUGGCAAUAGAAAUCGCUAAUCUUAA
Messenger RNA from Daphnia pulicaria, 1799 nucleotides. RefSeq names its product chitinase-3-like protein 2. Gene Ontology annotation, biological process: carbohydrate metabolic process; chitin catabolic process. NCBI's taxonomy places the organism in Eukaryota, Metazoa, Arthropoda, Branchiopoda, Diplostraca, Daphniidae. Gene Ontology annotation, cellular component: extracellular region. The coding region runs from base 128 to 1504 and encodes 458 amino acids. The transcript has 3 exons. Gene Ontology annotation, molecular function: chitinase activity; chitin binding. The record is from RefSeq and is a predicted model, not a curated record.